CAGUCUAAGGGAUGGGGGGUUAGCGCCUGCACCGUCCAACUACCUGUGUGGCCCCCGCAUGGAGGACAGUGGACAGGGAUGCGUUUGAUGCAGGACAUCUUAUCCGAGACGUGAAUGCCUCCUCAGCAUUUUUAUCGGACAUGCCGACGUUACGACAUUUUACUGACAACAUAAAAAGAGGCAUUGCAUGUGCCAACUUUUUUCUGUGAAUAUGCCUUUGUGAGAAACUCUCUGGCUCGUCACCCUCGCCGGGAUUCCCCGCAAUAUUUUCAACAAGAGAGGAGAAAAAAAAUCUGCAAAUAUGGACAAAGAAAGUAUUGGUACUCAAUAUGAGCCUGUGGCCGAGAUUGGAGAAGGCGCUUAUGGGAAAGUGUACAAGGCAAGAGAUUUGAAGAACGGGGGACGCUUUGUAGCCCUUAAAAGAGUUCGAGUCCAGACGGAGGAAGAAGGGAUGCCUCUCUCCACCAUCCGGGAGGUGGCAGUACUGAGGCAGCUUGAAGCCUUUGAGCACCCCAAUGUUGUCAGGUUGUUUGAUGUGUGCACGGUCUCUCGAACUGACAGAGAAACCAAACUCACUUUGGUCUUUGAGCACGUGGAUCAGGACCUGACCACCUACCUGGAGAAGGCCCCUGACCCCGGAGUACCACCCGAGACCAUCAAGGAUAUGAUGUACCAGCUGCUCCAGGGGCUGGACUUCCUGCAUUCACACCGCGUGGUCCACCGUGACCUGAAGCCCCAGAACAUCCUGGUCACCAGCGGAGGACAGAUCAAACUGGCCGACUUUGGCCUAGCCCGCAUCUACAGCUUCCAGAUGGCGCUCACCUCCGUGGUGGUGACACUGUGGUACAGAGCCCCAGAAGUGCUGCUUCAGUCCAGUUACGCUACACCAGUGGACCUGUGGAGUGUCGGCUGCAUCUUCGCUGAGAUGUUCAGGAGAAGACCACUAUUUCGAGGAAACUCAGAUGUUGAUCAGCUGGGAAAGAUUUUUGAUGUCGUUGGGGUGCCUUCAGCAGAGGACUGGCCCCAGGAGGUGGCCCUACCACAGAGUGCCUUCACCCCGCGGCCCCCUAAGCCAAUAGAAGACUUGGUUCCGGACAUGGACGAGCAAGGACGGGCCCUCUUAAUGCAAUUCCUCGCCUUCAACCCCUCCAGGAGGAUAUCGGCCUUCGCUGCGCUGAGUCACCCCUAUUUUCAAAGUGUGGACAGCCACAGUAGAAGUGUGUAUGCAGCCCAGCCCAUCCCCAGCAACAAGCCCACUAUGGAGGAGAGGACUGCUUGACAGUCCUCCUUCACCCCUAAUAAUCCCUUACAGUGUCUAUAAAAAGCAUUCAGCUCAUUGCUUCACAGUCUGCUUCAUGUUUUAUUGUUUUUACAGCGGUAAAUCAAUGUGUGUUAAUUAACAUUUUUUGACACUGAUCAACAGAUAAAUCUUAAAUGUCAAAAUGAAAACUAAUCUGUAGAAAUUGAUUAAAUUUAAGUACAAAUAUAGAACACAAAAUAAUGAUUUCAAAAGCUUUCACCCUCUCAUGUCGGUAUUUAGUAGAGGUGCCUUUGGCAACACUUACAGCAAGUGUAGGUGGUUUGAUUUGUUUCGGUGCUACACAUUUGAAUAGAGCCAUUUUUAUUGUUUGUAAAAGGGCUUUAGAUUUGUCAAGGUGCAUGGCGAGCGUGACUGAACAGCAGCUUUAAGUUCUGCCUGAAAUUCUUGUACCAUAUUGUUGUUGUAAAGGACUGACUUUACUAUGCUCCCUACUCGCUUCCUUCCCGGUUUACUGGUAUCCUUCCACUGAUUUGUCCUUUUUGAUAACCCUGUUAUAGAUUGGUUUGGUGUUUCUGUUUUCAUAGUGUAGUUGAUGUCGACUGCUGGGCCCCGCAGGAGCUGCAUUCAACUAAAAAUCACAUCUUGAUUACACACAGGGGAUCACCAUCACUGCCUAUUAUUCAACUUCUGGCUGCACUAGUGAUAAAUUAUGUUGUAGUUAAGAGGGGGGAAAUCCAUUCGUAGAGACCUGUUUUCUGUUUGACAUUAAGGAGACUUUUUUUCUGAUAAUCAGUGUCAAAAAAGCUUAAUCAACUGUGAUUCCAUGUUGUAUAUAAACUCAAAAGCAAAACAUGAAAAAGACCAAGGGUGCAAAUACUUUUUAUAGUCAAUGUACAACGCUCUGGGAAAGUACUCAGAAAAAAGAGGGUAACGAUAGUGUCACGAAAGAUGACACCAACGCUCUCACCCCCUGAACAAUGCACAAAGCUAUCCUCCUUCCAUGAAAUGAUGGAUUGUAAUUGCUGCUUUUAGGUUGUUAAAUGUUGAUGAUCGACUGUGUUAACAAUGCAAAGAGACUUGCAUCUCAGACUGACUGGUAGUGGUGGAUGGGAGGCCUGUAGUGGCCAUGAAGCAGAGGCCCUCUUUAUGACCAGUGUUCAGCUUUGCAAGAGUCCUCUUCACCUGGGGGACCAGACCAUACAGGAGCCUGUGUGGACAGCGUGGAUCUCACCUGCGUUUAUGCUUAAUUGUGGGUGUGUGCUGCGAGCAGACAUGUACACAACAUUUGGUGUGUGCACGACCACUGACAUAAGCACACUCAUGUACACACCUACCUAUUGAAACAUUAUUGGGCAUCACAAGCCAACCACUCACUGCCAUGUCGUGACUUAUCAUUCCAAUUAUGUAUGUAUUAUAUCACUGCCACCUUGAGGAUGUCCUGAGUAACUGCAGACCAGUAGCGGGAUUCUAAUGGUUUCUGCGCUCUUCAAGGGACUCAUCAUAAUGGGCUGAUAUCGGUGCUGAGACAAUGAUGAAAGAACCUUAUAGAAAAGUUCCUGCCACUCAUUUGGUCUGAGUUGCUUUUAGUCUGCCAUCAUGGGCUUUUAUCAUUAUGAAAUACAAUUAUUAUUUACUAUUCGAAUGAUACAGCAAUGCACAGGCUUGCAAUAGGUGGAGAAAGUCCCACCAGCACUACUCAACAUGAAAACAUUUGGCAUAGUAUUGCCGCCAAUAUUCUGUAUUUAAUUUUAAUUUUAUUGACAAGUCUUAUAUGCUUGUUUUCAUCAAGUUGUUUCUUGAUAUUUUUUUAAAGAUGCUGGGGCAUAUAAUAUUCUUACACCAAUUACACCAACUCUAGAUGAUAAUAGAAUUUGUGUAAGAAUAGUUUGACAGUGUAAGGAAUGUAUAAAGGAUAGGCAUUGGUACUGUACAGUAUGUAGUGCUAAGUACAAGCUGUAAUGAUAGAAAACUUUUGAUACGUGCAUCGUCAGCCCAUAGAUAUGUCGUAAAAAUGGAUAGACGUAGAGUAGCGAGGGUCAGUGGAAUGUUGUAUGGCAAGAAUAUUUUUGUCUAUUGAAAAUGUUGGGUGGCUUCUGUGGGUGCUUGUUGAAUUUCAUCUACUUUGGAUUGAGAGUGACUACGAACUUUACAGGAUUUUUAUCAUGAAAAUAAUGCACAAAUAUUUUGUGUACAGUUUUUGCUUUAUUUUACAGUUCAGUUUUUACAAGCAAGGAAAAAAAAGCAAGUUAUGCAGAGUUGUAUUUUUGUAUGUAGUAGUUCUUGCAGAACAGUAACAUUUUAACACUGGUUUACGUUUUCUUAACAGGUAGUGCUGCUAGCACACACACAGACACACUCUCUAACUUUCUCAGGUUCUUGUUAUGGGCGUCCGAAUCUUUUGGGCACAGUUUGCACAUCCUUGGGCUACUAACUGACCACAUCACAUCUCCUUCAGGUUUUUCUUUCAAGCUGUUCCACGAUCAUGCCAUUGAUCAUAGUCUACUGUCAUUCCUGUUUAUCACCUAUAUGUUACUGUAGUCAUUACUGUCUGAAGAUAACUGCCUGUAUGAACUGUUUUUGCCAGCAACCUUUAAUUGUUAGAUGGCGAACACGAUUUAGAUCCAUGUAUUGUCUGCUUGAACUAAGCACUGUGUGAAUUUUCUAUUUGAUAAAGACUCAUCUGGUGUCAGUGGUGCAUACAAUGCAAUGAAAGCUCCAAAUACUUUAGGCAUAGAGGUUUACAAUUAAAAUAAUGACUGCUUUAGUCUAAUUACACUUGAUACAAUCACUGUAAGCUUUUCUUAUGAAUUAAUCAGUUUCUAAUACGUUUCAUCUAAUACGUCUUGUAUCAUAAAACUGAAGUCCACUGUUGAGCUUUGAGAGCUUUCACUGUUGAAACCAACGCAGCUUGAUCCAUCAUAUAAACUUAGAUUACACAUAUGUUCCUGUGUCACAUUUGUUUUUAACAUAUUAAAUGGAGACGAGGAACACCACAAUCAUGGCGUUAUACUUAUGUAUGAAUGCAGGCAUUGGUGUCUUAUUAUUGUGUUGCACCAGCUGAAUAAAA
Molecule: messenger RNA, 4328 nt
Organism: Seriola dumerili (greater amberjack)
Lineage: Eukaryota; Metazoa; Chordata; Actinopteri; Carangiformes; Carangidae
Gene: cdk6
Product: cyclin dependent kinase 6
Exons: 8
Coding region: 302-1279 (325 amino acids)
Biological process (GO): protein phosphorylation; regulation of G2/M transition of mitotic cell cycle; cell dedifferentiation
Cellular component (GO): nucleus; cytoplasm; cyclin-dependent protein kinase holoenzyme complex
Molecular function (GO): cyclin-dependent protein serine/threonine kinase activity; ATP binding; cyclin binding
Source: RefSeq, a predicted model, not a curated record